CCAAAAUAGUUGCCUUUAGUUAAAACCUACGACCACCGAGGAUAAAUACUGCUUAUCUUCUAUAAAACGAGCUGCUACAACGUUUUACGCAACUGAAUUGUAAAUAACAAAAAUACUGUUCAAUGUUUUGCUUUUUAUGAAGCAAAGGAAUGAUGUGUUAUUGUGUAGUCUAGGCCCUCUAAUUAAAUAAAUAUUUUUUGUUCAUGAUAAUUUUAAUUGAUGGCUGACCUGAGAAGUGUGAGAGUUGACCAUGGGAGUGAAUGACAAUGAAUGAGUUGACAAAAAAAGCCUAAAUUAAUAAUAACAGAUUGAGGUAGAUGGGAGAAUCUUAUCAUAUUUAGUGAUUUUGGACAGAGGGAGAGUAGCAGUUUAGACUAGUCUUAAACUCAGGCUUAGCCGCCUUGGCCUAUAAGGCUAAGGCCGCCUAAGGGUAUAUUUCUUCCGCAUAAUUAAGUAAUGUUAAAAUUUAGAUUAGUCAUUAUUAUUAAUUCAAUUCCUACUGAAAGUUAUUGUGGUUAGCCUACUUAUUUUACAAAUUAAUCAAGCUAAUUGAUUCAAAUUUAAAAUCUGUUCUUUCUAGAUUAGUAUCUAGUAUUAGCUGGUGGAAGGGGGUGGCGAAUAAGGUGACCGCCUAAGGUCCUGCAUGUAUGGGGACAGGGUAUGGGUAAUCCUCCAAACGGUGGUCCCAAAUGUCAAAUGCAUACUUUUCAUUAGAAAGUGCCCUGCUACCAGCCUUAUAGCUGCUGAUAAUUAUUUUAGCAAAUUACCUUCUCCUCGACCCUUCACUGUCAUCUGAACUUUUUAAUAAAAUAUACUUGCUCUACACAGCCCUUAUGUAUGUUGCAAAUAAGAGUAAUUAAGUAAAAAUAAUGUUGAUUUUCUCUUCUUCGACGUCCUGGUGUUAAAAUUGCCUGUGGAGAAUUCGUUAAUAUAAACACCUUUACAUUGGAUAUCUUUGUUCCUAUAGAUUUUGUUUCAUUUAUAGAUUAGAGAGGGGAUGGGUGUUGAUGGGACAGUAAAUUUGGUGGUGGGGGGUGUUUCACGUCCAAAGAUUAUUCAAAGUUAAGAUUUGGUGGUGUGGUACAGCACUAUUUUGUUUAGAUAAGUUUCAUAUUUAUCAGAUAUUUUAGAAAUAAAAAUUACUUUUAAAAUUUUAAAUAUGAAAAUGUUUCAAAACUAAUUUGUGUCAGUCAUUUGAGUCAGAAAAUACAAAAAUUAUCAUCUUGUCUAUUUUGGGAAAUGGAUAAACAUUUUUUAGGACCAUAAUUAUAAACUUUUAGUGUUACCGUUAUGAAUGAAUGAAUAUUUGAGCUUGAUUAUCUUAAUGCAAAAUAGUUAUAGAAAAUAAUAUUAAAGGAGCAUUUUUUAAUUUAUUAUUUUUGGGGUGGGGGUUAGUUUUUAUACUGACCUUAACCAAACAUCAUUUUGCCAUAGUAAUGUAUUCAUAUAUAUUGCUAGCAUAAGAAUGGGUAUGGACCAAGUGUGUUUAUGCUUAUCAGAACUCUAGAUUAUUUCUAUUCAAGCAAAAUGACUGAUUUUAAACAUAUUUUGGACAAUAAUAUUUAUAUUAAUUUAAUGUCUUCUCCUUUUAGUAUUGAAAUUUCCACACGGGGUUAGUGAUGUGUGACCAUCAUCACUUGCGUUCCCCAGCACCAGUAGGGAUAGUUGAUCAUGUUAGCAGCCUGUCGGAAAACUUUGCAGAGCUUGUUGAAACAGAAGAUUAUGCUGAUAUUACGCUUGUUGUUGAUGGGGCAAAAUUUCGCAGUCACAAAGUAAUCUUAGCAGCUCGAUCAGAUUUUUUCAGGUGUGUAACAUUAUAAUUAUAAGUGUUUCCUCUGAAAAGUUAAAUUAAUCAUGCUUGCUAUAUUGUUAGACUGUUAAAUUAAGACGAACUAACAGAACAAAUCGUUUUAAUUAUUUUUUUUUGUUGGUACUGGUGUUCAAAUUUUUCAAAUGAAAAAGACAAGGAAAACCUAAUCACUCACCUGAACUUCACAGGGCCCUUCUGUAUGGGGGAAUGAAAGAGUCACAGCCAGGCACCACAGAGAUUGAACUUCAAGAUACACCUGCCACUGCAUUUGCUUCUCUACUUAAAUACAUUUAUACAGGUCGCAUGAACCUUAUUGAGAUUCAGGUAUUAUUUAAAUAAGUUAAGGUAAAUCUAUAUUUGUGAAGACAUGAACAGUUUAAAAAUUUUUUAAAACCUUCUCAAAAAUUUAAAUUUUGCUUUAUGAAAUUUUAUUUAAAAAAUUUUAUCUUACUUUUUGUCAGCUUGUUGAUAAGUUUUCACCAUUUUUUGUUUUAAUUGAAUAGCUUAUACACAAGAUUAGUUUUGUUUCUUUUGUAAUAUAUUAUCACACUAGAAAAAGUUUCACCUCAUUUUCUUGAUGUGUUAAAUAGGAAGAAAAUCUCUUGGAUAUCCUGAGCUUAUCACACAGAUUUGGUUUUGUUGAGCUAGAGUCGGCCAUCUCUGAUUAUCUCAAGGCUAUUCUUAAUAUCAGAAAUGUCUGCCACAUUUAUGACCUGGCCAAUAUAUACAGGUUAGUAAAACUUAAAUGGAAUCCAAGGGAAGGUGCUUAAUCAGUGCAUUCACUUACAAUUGUUAAAAAAAUAGCUGCCAUUUAUAAUGACUAGGAAUGAAAGGGUGGCCGUGAGGCACAGUGAGAUACAAGACACUUAUGGGAACAGUCUGUAGUUCAAAUUCUGGAUAUUCCAAAUGUCUACACAAGCCAUUGUCCCAUGCUAGUGACAAUGGCCUCACUAUAGCUAAUCAAAUAUAGCAUGCUGAUGUCCAGUGUAUUGAGCUGUCUUGUCCAGAAAUAUGUUAUGUUGCAAAAAAAGUGCUACAAUUUGCUAAAAACAAUCUCUUAUAUAUAUUUUGCUUGUGGUGUGACUGCUUCUAUUGCUGGCUGCUUCCUAUUCCCAACCAGCCCUCCCCCUACUCAACAUGUUUUGUAUUACAUAUAAUUCUCUAUGUUUGAACAAAGUAUGGUUGAACAGUGAUUUCAAUGGCACACAAAAAUAUAAUUCACGAUAACUAUGCUAAAUAAUUUUUUUUUAAAAUAACGCAACUGCGUUUGGUGCGUAAUAUUUCCUCUUUUUUUUUGGUUGAAAAGUAGUCUGGACAUCAGAAUAUUAAUAUAGAUCACGGGGCCCAAAUAAAAAGUGUGCAGUGACGUAUCAUGGGGGGAAGAGGUGUAGCAAAAAUUGGGAUUCUUAAAUGUGCAUUACUUGAGUUCAUGUUUUGUCAAGUAACUUCAGUAGAUGGGAAGUUCACGCAUUGCUGUUACUAGUAUUUAAGGUUUGGUCAGUUAAAGCACCUUCUUUAAUAACGGUAAUAGGGGGAAAGACUGCAAUCAGGUUAGCACAAUAGGUAAUUAGUAAAACAAAGUAUGGAUAAACCUGAAAAAAGAAACGCAGCAAAACAACGAACAUGUUGACAGGAAGCCUUCGUCAGCUAACAAACAGAAAAAACAGAAUAAAAUUUUAAAAUAGCACUUAGCUGAGAAUACUGAGAAGUAGUAUCCGAGAGGGCAGCAAAUGAAUUGUCACAGAAAGUGGCUGAGAGUUUAAAUAGGAAGGAGGGAAAGAAAAGAGGAGAAGUAAGUCUACUGCGUUAGGUCAUGAUGUGGAGGGGUGGAGCUAGGCUCAAGCUGUUAAUAGAGACAUGAUGUUCAUACCAUGUGGUGUCAAUUUGCCAUAGGUCAGGAUAAGCUUGUGUUCCAAAUUCACCCGGCUGGGUGUGUUUGUGCUAGCCACUAUCGCACAUAUUGAAAAGUGAGUCUUGCCCUGGUGGUUGGUUCUAUUGAAGUGUUGGGAGACAGGACACUGUUUAUCUUGCAUAAUAUUAAAGAGGUGUUCAGUACACCUGUCACAGAGUCUGCAUCCUGUCUCCCCAAUGUAAGACAUCUGGCAGCGGGUGUAAACAAUGGCUUAGACAACAUUGUGGCUAGUGCAAAGGAAACCGUCGCGUAUCUGAUAACUGCCAUUAGGGAAACAUAUGCAUUCAGUCUGGACGACAAAAGAGCAAGUGUUGCAAGGGCUGCAUCCACAUUGUUUGGUCCCAAAGUGGGAGGGGGCAGCGUUGAUGCGACUGCGCACAAGACCUCCUUGUGGCCUCCUUGUGACUUACUUUGUUUUACUGAUUACCUUCUUCAAUAACACUUUUCUUCUGUGAGCACUUUCUAAAACUUGAUUAAAUAAGAUAAGAUUCUUUUAUUGAUCCAAAUUAAUUGAAAUGUUUUUUUAUUACAAUGUAUAGAUUCAUUUUCAGCACAUAAAUAAAUACAUGUUUUAACCAAGACAACAUUUUACAAUUAUAACAGUUUAAACACGAGACAUCUAAAGUAUUACCCUAGUGUAGAAAUCAGCCAUCAAUGAACUCCCUUAGUGACAAUAAUGUUAAUUUUCUGGAUGUAUACUAUUAAUACUAAGUUGUGAAUUUUUCCUCUGAUGCAAUUUUUAUUUUAUUUUAGUUUGACAUCUCUCUGUAAUGUCUGCAAAGAUUAUAUGGACAGAAAUGCUCAGGAAGUGCUUGGGAGUGAGAGUUUCCUGUCUCUGUCACAGGUAAUUUGGAUAAAUAAAUCCUAUAGCUUUUUACAUAGUCCUUGACACGGGCUUCUGCAAGAGUAUUUAGCACUGUCUCCAGCUAGAGUCCAACCACUGUCUUCAGCAAGGCAACAGUCCCCAGCCCUGCCCUCAGCAACAGUCCCAAGCACUGCCUUCAGCAACAGUCCCUAGCCCUGCCUUCAGCAACAGUCCCUAGCACUGCCUUCAGCAACAGUCCCUAGCCCUGCCUUCAGGAACAGUCCCUAGCACUGCCCUCUGCAACAGUCCCUAGCACUGCCUUCAGCAACAGUCCCUAGCACUGCCCUCAGCAACAGUCCCUAGCACUGCCCUCAGCAACAGUCUCUAGCACUGUCCUCAGCAACAGUCCCUAGCCCUGCCUUCAGGAACAGUCCCUAGCACUGCCCUCAGCAACAGUCCCUAGCACUGCCCUCAGCAACAGACCCUGGCACUGCCCUCAGCUACAGUCCCUGGCACUGCCCUCAGCAACAGUCCCUAGCACUGUCCUCAGCAACAGUCCCUAGCCCUGCCUUCAGGAACAGUCCCUAGCACUGCCCUCAGCAACAGUCCCUAGCACUGCCCUCAGCAACAGACCCUGGCACUGCCCUCAGCUACAGUCCCUGGCACUGCCCUCAGCAACAGUCCCUAGCACUGUCCUCAGCAACAGUCCCUAGCACUCUCUUCAACAAGAGGUUAAGCUAAAAAGAAAAUAAGCAAUAUAAAGUAAAUAAAUAAGGCUGUGAUCAAACUCAUUACAAUUUCACUUAAUUGAAUGUCUUUUAAGCUUGCAAAAAUGUAUAAAUACAUCUAACAAUGACAAUAUUGAUUUUAAAAUUUAGUGAGGUUUGAAUUUAUUACAGAGGUAAUGACUGUUCGAUUGCCUCCACCAGCUGGCAUGCUGAUUUUGGCACUACUAACUCAAUGUAUGAAAAGCAAAUUUUGCUAUCUAUGUUUUCUUACUUCAACACAUCAUGCUAUAUUUUGUUAUAUUCCAAGGCUUCCAUGCGGGACCUCAUCUCAAGAGAUUCAUUCUGUGCUCCAGAGAUUGAGAUUUUUCGUGCCGUUUGUAACUGGGCAGAGCACAACAAGGGACAAGACCCCACUCCAAUCCUUGAGGUUGUCAGGCUGCAGUUGAUGGAAAUGCAUGAGCUCCUGAAUGUAGUGCGAGACACUGGUCUUGUCUCCUCUGAUUCCAUCCUCGAUGCAAUAAAAAUUCAAACAGAGAGCAGGGACAUGGAUCUGAAAUACAGAGGCUUUCAAGGUUAGUUGCAUUCCUUUAACUUGUUUGGCCUAAUUUAUCUAGGUGGCAUCAGGGAUCAACCGAAACUCAAAAAGUGUUAUAGUUAUCUUUUACAUAACAUGUAUCAAGGCUGCCAAUAUAAAUUUCUAAAGCAUUCAUGAAAUUUCAUAAAUUGUAUAUGUUAUACGUGCUUUGUUAUAAUUAUUUAUUCCCCUUUAAAGCUCUAAUGGAUUUUCUAAAAUUAUCCUCAAACUGAUUAGCAGUUUGUAAAUCGGUUUGAAAAUCUAGCCUGUCUCUGUUGUACAUCACAGGCUCUUACACAGUAAAUUUUCAUAUACUAUCCCAACAUUUCAGUGAUGGAAGAGAAUGUUGCCACCAUUCGUCUAGGUGCAACCGUCAUCCGUGGUGAGAUGAAAACAGCACUGCUAGAUGGAGACACACAAAAUUAUGAUCUUGAUCGUGGAUUUACGAGGCAUCCCAUUGAUGGCAACAAUGGGCAUGGGAUUGUUAUCAAGUUGGGACAGCCAUACAUCAUCAACACAAUCAAACUGUUGCUAUGGGACAAAGAUAUGAGGUAUGCUGCAGCUUGGAUGCUUAAGAAACAUCUAUAAUUAAUUUCAAAUUUGUUUAUUUACAUUUUAACAGUAAUACACAUUGAGGUUAGCUAGGCUGGUCAGUUUGUACUUAUGAACUCACUUAAAUGAAAAACCAACACAUAUGUGUAAAUACCAUGCAAAUUUACCUUUUAAGAAGUUGUAUUUUUGAGUAUUGUUAUACAUAAAAAAGGGGGGAAAAACUGAUAAACCAGUUGUAAAAAUGACUUGGACCAAUAAUUUUAAAAAACAUUUUUUUGUAGUGCAUUUGAAAUAACUAGAAUGAUCAACCAUUUUUUUUUUGAAUUGUUCAUAAUAGAUGAAUUUUAUAACUUUUAGGUCAUAUUCGUACUAUGUUGAAAUCUCCAUGGAUGACAAAGACUAUGAUAGAGUAAUUGACCACACAAGCUAUCUGUGCAGGUCAUGGCAAAAACUUCACUUUCCUUCAAGGGUUGUCAAGUAGGUUUUUCUUUGAAAUUGUUCUGCAUCAAAGAUAUUUCUGUUUUUUUUUAUAUUCUGAUAACCACCUUUGAUCCCACAGGUAUACAGGUAUGUCAUUCCUGAUGGUCUUGAUUAUAGAAAACAUAUUUUAAGUUUGUUGAAUGUUUGUUUCAUGUUAAAGCAUUGAAUACAAUGUUAGAUGAUGCUUAUCAAGAUGAAUAUUGCAGGUGGAAAUUAACACAAAUUGUUUGUAUGCACCACUAAAUCUUUCUUAUAUUUAUUUAACAGACCCAGGACACUAUUAUUAGUGUCAAAUUUCAAAAUAAACUUUAAAAAUCUGCUUAUAUAAGGUUGAUCCAAGUUAACACAAAAAAAAACAAAUAAAUUUUGUGUGCAUUAAUUCUCUUUAAGUUUAAGUAAAGUGUCCCUUUCGUUUUCCUGAUGACAGAUAAAAUUCUCAAAAGACGGUGGUGACUUUGUCAGCAUUCCUGCUUGUUAACAGACAAUAAAUAGUCAUCAAAUAGCUAUAAAUUGAUAUUACUGAUUGUGCGUGUAUAAAAAUAGUGAAACCAACGGAGUUUUUAUUCUUUAUAUCAUGGAAUCAGUGAUAGGAUUAUAUAAAUGGAAGUAAUACAAGGCUGACAAAAUUAACUUACAUGUAACAUUUAACACAUUCAUUAGAACCACAUGGAAUGGCAUGAUGGCAAAUUAAAAAAACAAAACAUUUGUUACACAAAUGUAAUAUCAUCUAGGAAUGAAAUAGUGAAAUAUUUCCUCUUUUAUAGUAUUGUUUUAUAAGUUUAUAUUUCUUUGUAUUUCCUCAUAUUGUUCAACUGAUGCAACCUUUUUAUUGUUUUUCACUAAAACCUUAAUUAAAUCUUCAUGAUGUAGAGAAUAUUUACCUGUAAGCUAUUUGUAAAAAUUAUUAAGUGGCAAUAAUACACAUUAGAUUCUUACAUCUAUUUUUAUUUACUUUUAUUAGCUUGUCACGUAACCAACUAAUUUCACUGGUCAACUUCAGAAUGGUAAAAUUCAUCUGCACAAGGGGUGAACCUUAUGUUAACUGUCCAAAUGUAAUUGCAGGUUUAUCAAAGUUGUUGGUACGCACAACACGGUCAACAGGGUUUUUCAUUUGGUUUCAUUUGAAUGUUACUAUUCUAGUCGCCCUUUUCACCUGGAUAGAGGCUUGGUUGGUAAGUCUGGAUCAAAUAUCACUUACUAACUUGAUCUUUUGACUAAUUCCAUUUUAGUCAGUUAGUUCUGUUGUGUGUUGAUUUUUGUAAUUAUGUUCACAAUGAUUCAUCCAAAUUUUGCUUCUGCUAUGUAAAACCUGGGCUUAAACUAUCAUUUUUUAUCUACAGUUCCAACAGAGAAUGUUGCUACAAUAAAAAACAGUGCACUUGUUAUUGAAGGAGUUUCAAGAACACGAAAUGCGCUCAUCAAUGGGAACACCAGAAGUUACGACUGGGACUCUGGCUACACGUGUCAUCAGCUGGGCAGUGGGGCCAUCUGCAUUCAACUAGCACAGCCUUACAUACUGUCAACAAUGAGGUGAGACUCACAGUUGACAUUGGUUACACACUAUUUUUUUCAAUAACGGAAGACCUUAUGACAUUAAAUAGGCGUUAUCGUAAAUGAAUAUAAGGCAUUUCAUGUCUUCAAUCCUAUCAAAAUACAGUGGAACCUUGCGUAAUGAACUUAAUCCGUUCCAAGACUCCAUUCCUAAACCUUUGAGCCCCUGAUCCUGCUUUAUUGGUCUGCAGUUAAAAAUCAAUACCCCGCCAGACCCAUAUGUCGAUCUUUCAUAUCUUACCUGAGAUCGACAGUCUGAUAUAUAAAAUGUGUUGUAAACACUGAGGUCAGAGUUUACCAUGUGACUUGCGAAAGGUCACAGUAAUGACCAAAAAAUUACUGGUCUAUGGAAGUUGUUAUUUUUCAGUAAUGUAUGAAGGUGAUGAAAAUGCAAAAAUUUCUAUUCUUUAGCACUCAAACCAGAGCAAGUUGAUGAUAAUGUAAAUCACGAUUCCUCAAACUAAGCCCUUUGGCUGGCCCACCAGGGGUCCUUAAUCUGGCCCACCUCUCCACCCUACCGUUACCUGGGUAGCAGUGACGAAUCUGGAAAUGGAUAUUGACCAACUAUUUAGCCAAAUGCAGGCCCAUACUUCCAAUUGAAAUGCUAAUAACAUAAUUUUGUUUAAAAGUUUUCUUUAUUUAAAAUAUUGUCUUGUUUUUUUCUUGUUUAACUUCAUAUAAUAUAUAUGUGCAGUGUCCUUAGGAUCUUGUUCAUAUUAUUUUUAAACAAUAGUCUGGCCCGCUGUGUCUGUGAGACCGUGAACAGCCCCCACCCCCAGGAUUUUAAGCAAUAGUAAACUGGUCAUCUGAUUUAAAAGUUUGAGGACCUCUGAUGUAAAUGAUUCAAAGGAUUAUAAUUUUGUUUUGAAGGAUUAUAAUCUUGUUUUGGAGGAUUAUAAUAAAGCAAAUGGCCAAUGAUACUGAUGAUCGAUUGACUUCAACUAGAUCUAGUGAUGGAUUAUGUGCUUUGGGUUUUGUUGAAAAUCAGGGGCGUGAAAGUGUAAUCUACUACUACGCUACUCUACACAGAUUGUACAACAAUUUUAUCCCUGUGAUAAAUUUUAAAAUAAUAAUGGACUACUACCAGACAAAUUUAGAUUGAAACAGAUAAAAACAUUAUGUAAUUUUGGAAUUAUGGAAUUCUGUGUUUGCCUUUCUGUCGGCUUUUGGAGAUUUUCCCCAGGAGCCCGGCGGCAUGUGUGUUUUAGGACCAGGAGCCAAAGAUUUAAACGGAAAUGUCCUCUACCCAAAAUAAGUUUUCCCAUUUAAAUCUAUGAAAAUUCAAUUAAUCUGUUCCAGUCAUAGAAAUAUGGUAUGUUUACAUUAUUAAGUGUUAUUCUGAAAUGAAAGAUGUAUCAUUGGACAUAAACUAGCAGCCUCUCCAUGUCUUUAAAACACUUUGAAUUCCGUUGCUUUGGUGAAAUUUAUUCAACAAACCCCUACUGACUUAGAAGUCUUGACCUUCGGCAUUUGUACUUGGUAUUUUGGCCAACUAAUGACUAACUGCCGAGCCUUUUCAAAAAUUAUUGUCUUGCUAACACUUACACACUCUCCAACCAACAGCUUUUCAUUUAUUCAAAUUAAGUUUUUUACUUUCUCUUCCACGUUAGACAUUUGCUUUGUUAACACAGUCAUUCUGGUUUAGCCACAGCGGUUGCCUUUACUGCCUCUUUGUUCUUUAGAAUUGUACAGAUCGUCAAUUUCAUCAUAUCAUAUUGCUUGGUGAUGGCGGAAACACAUAGGCUAUUAUUAGCUUUAAAUAUAAUUUAUUUCAUUACUACAAUGAUUCCCAUUUAUAAAAUGUUUCUUUUAGGCACCAUAAUGAGGGCUAACAUAAACAAGUGCAAAAGUAACAAAAAGUAGUGCUUUUUAAACACAGUGCUCAGAGAAACUAUGCUUUCUGCAAAUGCAUUAAAGCAAAAACUUGAACCAGUGGAAUUGUGUGUACAGAAUUAUGGGUGUGUUCUUAACUUGAAGAAUGGUUCAUUAACUGAGAUGAAAAUAGUUCAAAAAGUUUGUUAGUUAACCGAUUUGUUCAUUAUCGGACAUUCAUUAUCCGAGGUUCCACUGUAAAUGUUUUAUGUUAAGAAUCAAGAUUUUUUUUUUUUAAUUUACACAGCCGGGUACAAUAUCAAAUCCAUGGCUACACUGUGCUGACAUUGAAAUAGUCAAUUUACAAUCUCAGGUUACUCUUGUGGGACUGUGAUGAUAGAAGCUACAGCUUCUACAUUGAGGUUUCGACCGACCAGCUGAAAUGGACCCAGAUUGUAGACAAGCACCACGAAGCCUGCAAGUGAGUUUCCCAGCAGACAAGAGUUGAUUUAAUGCUCAUGUAGCCAGGCCAGCUUGCCAGAGCUUGAUUUUUUACUUUUUAUUUUAUGCUUGAAUAAACAUUAUCUCUUCUGCAACUUGCUAACCCCCAAGUGGGCGGCCACCAAUCAUAUACAUUGUCAUUUUCCCAACAAUAAUUCUAAUUGUGGUUUUGAGUUGAAAGUGCCUGGUUCUCUGGAGUUUAAAAUGUCUUUGUUAACAUGCAUUUAACAUUUAUCAGCUAAGAAGUGAAUAAUGACGUCAGACCUGUUUACUCUUAUGAUUUUGGCGUAUAAUGUGCAAUUUUAAGGUGUAUACAUGUUUAUUUUUUACUAUUAAGAUAGUGUUUUGAAUGAUUUUGUGAUGAUAUUGUACGAUUUUAAGAGUUUGAGGGUAAACAGGUCUGUGACGUUUAACAUUUGUUUAAUUUUAUUCUUAUAACUAUGAUAAGUAGUAACAAAUAGUAUCUUUUUUUUUCCCUGGCCCAGAUCAUGGCAGACUUUUGCUUUUGAUCCAUUGCCUGUUACUUUUAUUCGAAUAGUGGGUACUCACAAUACUGCAAAUGAGGUAAGCUUCGCUAGUUCAAGAUAGUUCCUCAUGUUUAAUGUAUGUGAGUGCAUCAAACCUAAAAAGUUAGUUGUUCUUUUAAAAUUUCUAAGUAUGUCACCACAAAAGUUGGUAAAUCUCACAAGUUUUAUCAGAUAUGGACUUAUAUAAUUUAAGCAGGAACUGAUAAUGAGAACUAAUAAGUCCCUGACAUGGCUACAAGAAUUCACUGAAUGGCUGUUUUUUUUUCACAAGUGAAUUAAUUUAAUGUGGAUGUCUCGUGUUCAAAUUGUUUUAUUUAUGUGCUGAAAAUGUAAAAUGCAAUCAUAAAGCAUUUCCAUUUGUUUGGAUCAAUAAAAGAAUAUUAUCUUAUUUUAAAAAAAAAAAUGUUUAUUUUUUUCUUUAAGGUUUUCCAUUGUGUACACUUUGAAAGCCCAGCAGACACUGCAGUGGGGAACCUGAUCAACAGUGUGGCAACAGUCAGCGGUCCUCCCAACAGCCCCCGUCUUGGGCAAGUUCAACAGGGGCCGGCGUAUCCUAUCCUUGAUAUGGAGAGGGGCCAGUCUGUGAGUGGAAGCAGCAGUACCAGCAGCCUCAGCGAAAGUCACCUCAAUGCCGCACAGGGGGCCCUCAACGUCCCUCCUUACUAUGGGCCACCUCCUGUGUUGCACUCACAGCAACAGCAGCCCCACUUCCUCCAGCCCUCCCCGCCACAGGGCCUUGGGGAUCCCCUUCAGCCCAUGGGUCAUUAUGCAGGUCACAUGCUACAACAGCAGGAUGUCCCAGAAGCUGAUAGAGUGGACACUCACUGAAGACUGCUGAAAUAUUUGGAGACAAGUGUUUUGUAUCCUCUAUAGUUAAUUACAAGUUUCUGUUUCAUAUGAGAAUUAUUGCCUUAGAAAUCAUCAAAUUACAGUUACAAAAGUCAGGAGAUUUUAUCACCAACCCCAAAAAUAAGAAAAUACUUAUCUUUUGUUUCAUUUUAUUGAUUUUAUUAUUUUAAAUUUUUUAAAACUGGUAACUUUUUUAAAAUUAAAUUUUUGAGUUUGGUGUUUUGCAGGUAAUUUUUUAAUUAAUUUUUUUGUUAUCAGAAUUGUUAAAGGGGUCGUCUUAGAAUUUCAAUAGAGAAAUUACAACACAGCAAUGUUGUCAAGUUUAAAAUACACUCCAGGCACAAAACUUUUACAAAAAAUUUGUAUAAGCACACUUCCACCUGAGCAUGGAGGAGGAUUGUAACUAUUGUUAUUAACAAUUGAUGUUGAUAAAAUGUAGAGGUUUUAAUAAACUUUAUCUGUCUCAUGGGAACCAGCCCCCUGCAAGCCGUUACUUUUAAAAAAGUUAAAGCAAACAUUGAAACUUUAUACUUGGUACUGAUACUGUCAAACAGAUUGAAAUGAAAGUGGCAGGUUGUGCCAGUAUGGGCUUUGAAACCAAACACUUGAGACCAGUGGAGCGGCACCACAAAGCCUUACAUCAGUGGUUCUCAACCUUCCUAAUGCCGCGACCCUUUAAUACAGUUUCCAUUGUUGUGGCGA
Lymnaea stagnalis (great pond snail) is the source of this 12803-nucleotide messenger RNA. NCBI's taxonomy places the organism in Eukaryota, Metazoa, Mollusca, Gastropoda, Lymnaeidae. The record is from the annotation of a GenBank genome assembly.